Molecule: messenger RNA, 1107 nt
Organism: Lathyrus oleraceus (garden pea)
Lineage: Eukaryota; Viridiplantae; Streptophyta; Magnoliopsida; Fabales; Fabaceae
Exons: 3
Coding region: 1-1107 (368 amino acids)
Source: RefSeq, a predicted model, not a curated record
AUGGAUGUCUUAGAUGAAGAUUUGCUGGAUGUGACUCCUCUGCGUAUGAUACCAGGUGACGUCCAAGGUUCCUCUUCCAUGGCCGGAGCUAAGCAAGACAUCUCACUUGACAAAAGAAAGGUUGUAAAGAAGUCUUCCAACAGAGUUGCUACUGAGCACCUAGAAAAAUGGAGGUUUGUCACUCAAACAAGGGUUGCAGUUGAAAGAGAAUUGGGGAAAGAAACUGUUGAAGUGAAGGAAGUAAUGGAGUUAAUCAAGACAGUUGGUCUUAUGAAAACUGUGACUGCUCUGCCUCAUUGCUAUGAGGGGCUAGUCAAAGAAUUCAUUGUGAACAUUCCUGAGGAAAGUUAUGAAGUUUGCAAAGUGGUUGUCAGGGGGAGAGGAACUGAUGGAGGGGUAGAUUUAGAGACCACAGAUAAUGAGAUUUGUAGGAUGAUCACAACUGGGCAAGUUAAAGAAUGGCCUAGUAAGAAACACCUAUCUGCAAGUAAACUAACUGUCAAGUAUGCCAUCUUACACAAGAUUGGCUCAGCAAAUUGGGUACCCACUAAUCACAUAUCUACUAUCUCCAUUGCUCUUGGGAGGAUCAUUCAUGCCAUUGGAACUCAGAUAAAUUAUGAUUUUGGAAAUUUUGUGUUUGAUCAAACCAUCAGACAUGCCUCCACCAAUGUUGUAAAGUUGCCUAUUGCAUUUCCUUCCAUCAUCUGUGGCAUCAUCCUGAGUCAACACCCAGGAAUCCUAAGAGCUAGUGAUAUUCCAAGCAGGAGGAAGACCCCUUUAUCCAUUCACUAUAAGCUCUUUGAAGGAAGUCAUGUCAAUGAUAUUGUCAUGACAUCUGCCAAAAGAGAACCUACAGCUAAAGGAAGUUUGAUUGACCAACUAAAAGAGACUUGCAAGGAAUUGGACAAUGGGAUAAAGCUGGCAAAGGCUAGAAAAGAGGCUUUAGAAGUUCUUAUAUGUAGCCUGGAGAAGGAAGAAGUAGAAAAGGCUGAGAAGGACUCAGAAUCAAACUCCCAAUCCAAUGGAAGUUCUGGAAGCUCAGAAGGCUCUAAAGGUACAGGUGAAGACACAAGUGAAGGUGAAGAUAAUUCUUCUUCUUCUGAUUAA